Messenger RNA from Tripterygium wilfordii, 1156 nucleotides. RefSeq names its product protein FANTASTIC FOUR 3-like. The transcript has a single exon. NCBI's taxonomy places the organism in Eukaryota, Viridiplantae, Streptophyta, Magnoliopsida, Celastrales, Celastraceae. Bases 178 to 1041 code for a protein of 287 amino acids. The record is from RefSeq and is a predicted model, not a curated record.
CUCAUUCUCCUAAAUCCUCCCAACUCCUGUUUCUCUUUGAUUCUUUUUAGUCCUUAAAACUACACCAAAUCUCUUGCAUUUCAGACCAGACCAAAGAAAGAAAAAAAAAAAACACACCCCUGUUUUUCCUCUGUUUUCUCCUCUGCUUUUCCCUGUUUUUGUUUUGAGAAUAACACAAUGUCAUCAAGCGUCUGUCAAGGUGGUUUACAAUCAUGUCUGGAUUUCAAUUUCUUCAAUACUCCUCCUCUCAGGCCCUGCCUCACUGACUCUGAAGUCCACAAGGAACAGAACAACAUGAAAAGCAAUGACAAUAUUGACAUGGGUGGAUGGAGUUUUCUCCAAUCGCUCAACAACUCAUCCGAAAUCAAGAACAAAGAAGCAAUUGAGAACGAAAAAGUGUACGUCCAUCCCCUCCAUACCCGCUCUUCGUCUUGUAAGCUUAGCGCAAAGAGCUUAGAAAUGUGCACUGAAACCCUUGGAAGCGAAACCGGUAGUAACUGCAGCGAAAGCAGCGACGAGAUUCUUUUCACUUCAACACUCGAACAACUUGAAAAUCGUGAGUCGUCGCCACCAAAGUAUUACAAAAAUCGGGUGACUGAGAAAAGAAUGAAACGUAGUGCUAGCUUUCCGCCUCCAUUAACUUCAAUUAGGGGAACAAGUGGUGUCCAAUUGAGGACUCACAGAGAGGGCGGACGUUUAGUAAUAAAAGCUGAAUCUGUUUCUUGUUGCCAUACAUACUUUCAAGCCGAGCGCAGCGAUGGACGUCUUAGGCUUCGUCUACUGCAAAAUUGCUCUCCUAAUUUUACCCGUGAUGAAGACGAAGAAGGAGAUGUUGAUACAACUGAAACUGAAACUCGAGAAAUCGAAAAGGAAAAAACUAUUGUCGAUGUUGAAGAAACAGAGGAAACAGAGAAGGAAAGUAGUGUUAAAGUGAAAGGUGAAAUGGGAUUGAAGAAGCUGUCAAUGACAAGUAGGUGCAAGGAAAGUGAGCAUCGGAGGAAAGGGUUGCUUAAUUGGGAACCCUUUUGUGUGGCUUCUUAAACCUUAAAACAUUCAGACAUCUCUCUACUACUUCUGUUUUUCAUCUUUAAUUGCUCUAUCUUCUUACUGUACUACUAGUGGUUAUAAUUUGAGAGGUAUUGCUUACCUUAUCCAA